Molecule: messenger RNA, 660 nt
Organism: Adineta ricciae
Lineage: Eukaryota; Metazoa; Rotifera; Eurotatoria; Adinetida; Adinetidae
Source: the annotation of a GenBank genome assembly
AUGAUGAACUCAAGUUCCCAUAUUUCAGCUCAUAAAAAUGACAUCGCAUACGAUUCAACUGGUGAAAUUCUAUUUAUUAUUGCAGUUCUCAUCUGGUAUUCCUUGGGUAUGGUUUGUAUGCUAGGUAUGCAGAUAAAAGCACGCGACGAAACAGUUGAAGAUUGUGCUCGACGUCGCGCUAAAGCUCUACUUGAAACUCUUCAUGAUCAGACACAUACAAAACAGAUACUUGAAGAACUCGUCGAUAAACAAAAGCGUGACAGACUCUGGGAUAUUUAUUUAGGAACAAGUGAGAAUAACAGUGAGAAAGUGAUUCAAGACGAUUUACUUCGCAUAAGAAAUAUCGAAAAGCAAUUAGCUGCUAUCAAUCAAAACCGAAUAUUUGCUAAUGAAAGUUUAAUAUCUUCAACGAUCUUUUCAGACAUCAUCGUCAAUGAAAAUCGCGUUCGCGUUCGACGUCGUUCAUCAUUAGAUCAGCAGAUUAUUGAACGAUGGAAAAUCUUAGUUGAACAAUGUCGAAAACAUGAACAAUUACCAUGGUCAAUACAAAAACUGAUGAUUCGUCGACAUUUUCGACGACAUUACAAAACCAUGUUACAACAAUCGGAUCAGAUUAAUAUGUCAAUGGAUGAUGAAAAGCAUCUCACCUCUGACUAUUAA